UUACUCGCACUGCAGAGACGGUUAUGGAAUAAAAAAAUAUCGUCGUCGUAGUCGUCGUUGAAUGUUCAGCAAGCUAAACAAGUUGCGUCAAAGUCAAGAAUCAGUUGAGUAUUAGUUAUAAACGUGACAACUGACAAGUAAUCCCAGGCGAUCAGUGCAUAGAUCCCAGGGAUCAAUUCUUUACGUCGUAUUCCUGUGUUUAUUUGUGAAACUUCAAACUCUCCAAUUACGUGCGUGAAAAUAAAAAAACAAUGUUUGUGAUCAUGGAUUAUUGUUUCCUAUAGUACACUGUGAAUUUGGUGAUAGUAGAGAUCAUAGAAGAUCUUCAGCAAAGUAGAAAAAUCAAAUACUAAGAGAGAAAAAAGGAAAAAAGGAAGGAACACGAUAGUUUUCUUACCGUGCCAAAUAAUUCAUUACCCAAUUAUUAGGGCUUGCAAAAAAUUGAGGAUAAAUAUAUUCUGACAUUCAUACAUACCUAGAUAUACCUAUAUACGUAUAUACAUAUACAUAUGUAUAAAGGUCUUGGCAUUACCGUGUGGUAUAAAUUUAACGCUUUCAGAAGCCUGCAGUUCAGAUAACCUUGUUACUUCAAAACUAUACUUAACGCACCUACGAUAUACACCAUUAAGCGUCAUUGCAUAUAGGUAUAAAAUACAGGGAGCGUCAUUGAUUCUUCAGAGUUACACUAAAAAAAGCCCAAAUUUUCAACGGGCUGUCAAGAGACGAGAGUCGAAAGAAAAUAACAUAAACAAAACCUUGAACGGCGUCGUCAAAAACUUAUCUAACAUUAUUUCCAAUCAUAUUGUAAUGUACCGAACGCACAAUAAUACAGAGAAUAAUAUCAUUGCAUCAAAAAUUAAUUUCGUUCACUCGAAGAGGAAAGGAAUCUUCAUACACCCGAAAAAAAUGUUCAAAAACACCUCGUCGACGAUACAGAUUCACCACCUCCAAAGUCCUAUAAGUCUCUUAAAUCAACAAAAUUUUUAAGUAUCUAUUCUUACUUCAUUCUUUGAUCACAUAUAGUAUUAUUGAUUACGCAUUUUUCUUCAAUGAACAUACAAUAACAUAAUAACAAAAAAAAAAAAUUAAAAAAUUAAAAAAAAAUUAAAAAAAAAAUACGGAAACAAAAAAAGCGCAAAACAAAUAAACAUAAAAAAAAUACAGGUAGUAGGACACCUCGAGAUUGUGGUAAAUAAUCAACAGGAUGAAAGACGCACGUUGAUUAUAAAUACACAACAUAAUAUUUGGUCCAUUUAAAUUUUUUGAAAUUAAAUAAUAUCAUUCUGACCAAAGCUGAGAUCUAAGGCAGGAUGAAGUUAUUGGAAAGCACCAGAUUUGAGGCCAUAAACAGUGCCUUGUCAAUCAAGACCGGAGACAGUAAAAUCCUGGGACGAAUUGAAAGCUACUCGUGUAAAAUGGCAGGUAACGAUAAACAGCUUUACAAAAGAUUCAAUGCCGAACAGGGAGUCACUCCUCAUGAUCUUCAGGCUCUUUCACCACCUCAAACAUCCCUGGGAGCGUCACCUGCUCAAAGCUAUUUUAGUCGAAGUAUCUCCGGUGAUGAAGAUGGGCCAUUAUGUGACACCAUAAGCAGAAAAACUUUGUUUUAUCUGAUCGCAACUCUGAACGCAGCGUUUCAUCCAGAUUACGAUUUUUCCGAUGCUAAAAGUCAUGAAUUUAGCAAAGAGCCAAGCCUUCAAUGGGUUAUGAAUGCAGUUGAUAGUAAUCUCAGCGCCACAGCAGGAGAUUAUUAUCGAACCCUUCGUUCUGCACUUUGGACCGCUGUUGAGGAUGAAAUAUCCAUGGCCGAAUGUGACAUUUAUAGCUACAAUCCAGAUCUGGCUUCAGACCCGUUUGGCGAAGACGGAUGUCUUUGGUCGUUCAAUUAUUUUUUUUACAAUAAGAGACUGAAGCGAAUUGUAUUUUUCACCUGCAGAGCAAUAAACCCAAUUUACACUUUAGAUUCUGGUGUCGGCAGUGAUUUUGCAAUGGAUGAAGACGACGAUUGAAUGCAGAUCAACGCCAACACCAACAGUCGCAGUAAAUAUUAUCUUACAUUGAAAUUUAGGUCACAGUACUCAUCACAAUUCAACUGUGGAUUGUUGCCUUUUUUCUAUUUCGACUACUAUUGAUGUUUCUAUUCAAAUUAACGUGUACCAGAGUGUGCAAAACAUACUCAGAUGCAGGUGCAGAUGUGUGUAAGUGUUUAGUACACUUUUUUUUCUUUUCUAAGCGUUGUUUCGUAUAAUCUAGAUAUGUUGAAAAGAUGAAUAAUAGCAACAGAAUAUGUAGAUAGCUAACGAUAAGAACAAUAAGUCACGAUAGGAAAAAGGAGGCAAAAACUAAUCAACAUAAUUAUAUGACUAGGUUAUUGAAAAACCUUUCGAUAAAUGUUAUUUUAGAUUACGUGUUGUCAUGCUGACUUGGGAGUGUGCUUUGUGACAUUUUGCAUUGUUAUUCCUGAUCAUAUGACGAAUUUUCUCCGUUCAUUUGUUUUCCAGCCAAAGAUUUUUCAUUUAUCAAAACAAAAAGUAUACAGUUGCAAUCAAUUCUGCAAUUCUUUGUUCAACGUUUCUCAAAACUCAAUUUCCGUGUGUUCUGUGCGAAAAAUGCAAAUAUUCGAGUAAUAUGUAUUCCUAGUAUACUAUACACAUUUACGUACAACGUACGUAUUGUGAGAGAUAAAAUCUCGAAUUUGUUUGUGUCUAAGAACGAAGUCUUAAAUAUUUCAGCUGUAUUCUGUGCUAUGAAGUAAGGUAAAGAGGUCAUCUCAUACUUUGUGGUUUUGUUAAAAUAUUAAAAUAUUAUCAACCAUUUCUCUUUAAUCUGUGACAGGGCGUGUGCAUUACUCUCACGUAUUCGUCUACACACGCACCUAUGCAAUCGUGAUGAGAGAAAAUGUAAUUCCUGAAAUUUCUCAUGGCGCAUUAGGUUUAAACGCUCAAUAAUUAUCUCAAUGACUAAUAUGAGCUAUUACUUACCUCUUUUACUAUACAAGCAGGUGAAAUAUUUUGCUGCGCUUGAGAAAAAAAAAAGAAUAAUGUUUAUCGUUUUCCAAAAGAAUAAUAAUAUUUUAUUAUUUCUUUUUGUUUCAGCAACAUACUUUCAUACUAUGACACAUUUAACUUCGUUAUUAGCGGUAUCUCAGGUGUUAUUGGUACAGAAUCGGUGAAAAAAAGAGAACAAAUGAAAGAGAAAAACGAUCAUUUAUAACUUCACCACUCUCACAUUGGUGCUGCUAGCAUCACAUCGUUAUUACCAAAAAAUUUCAGUCUUCUUAACAACGGGGUAAUUUCUCUAAUCAGAAUGUGCCUUUUCAAAGAAAAGUGGUAAUUGCAUAUUCGAAUCCAUCGUUAAUUUUCAGAAACGCAUAUGCUCAUUUUUAAGAUUCUCAACAGUUAUAUCAAACCUGACGUACAUACAUAAGUAGAUAUAGGUACUUUUAUUUUAUCGAUUGUCAGGUGUAGACUUACCGUUAUUAGGUAGCAGCUACUACAUUUUAUGACGCAAAGUAACGAAUGAAAUUUAUUUAAGGUUUAUCUAAAUAAUUACCAAUGGUAUAAUCAUCAAGAAUCUUAUACCACUUCACGGAGUGUGAUUCAAGUAAUCUAAAGAACCUCAUUGGUAUUACGAUUCAUAAUGAUGAUGGUCGUGAUAAUUAUAUUGAACAAAGAAACUCUCUAUUCUUUUCAAACCUUUGACCUACAUAUUACGAGACAUGAUUGUAGAAAUGCUAAGUUCGUAUUCAAGUUUUUUAUUUAUUCAUAGUGCACUUACAUACAUAAGUAUAACAUUAUAUAUUAUGUAAUUUUUUUUAAUUCAUGUGGAGGUGUUAAUAUCAAACAUCAAUUCAUUAUGAUCGUAAUUGAGGUCAGUAAUUGGAAUUUUUCUUCUCAAUCCGUACGUAAAAACUGUCUUCUUUAUUCGAGGUGGAUUUUACAUGCAACCUAUGAAAUCAUAAUAGGUAUGUGAAGAAUACAAGAUAGCGCUUAAAUUGCCGCAUAUAAUCCAUAUCUAGGUAUUUUUGGACUUUUUUGACAAUCAACAAUAAAGUUAUGGGAGUAACAUUCAUAUUAUUAGAGUAUCAAACAAUAAAAAUAUCAGUCAACUAAAGACUCUAACAAUUGUUCUUACGGUAAUAAAAAAAAAAAAAAAUAAUAAUGCAACAGAACAUAGAAAAGAAUUAUAUCUACUCUAGAAGAAAUAAUAAACUGUGCUGUGUUUACAAAACAUCGAGAGCAGCAUAAAAUUUGGUGAUGAAUCGAAACACAAAAAUACAACUGCAAAGUUGAAGAUAACUAUCGAUAUCAUUUCAUUGGUUGAGUCACAAAUUUGGUAAAUGUGUGCAUGUGGAUUUAAAUAUUCUGCAUACAUUUACUAAAAUAUUGACCGAUAGAUAGUCAAAAAAGAAGUUUUAUGCUCAGAGCAAUCUCGAGUCUGUUAUUUAGCUCAAUUGCUACGUAUACUUUCAGUUCUCAAAUAAAUGGCGUGUACUACCUAGUUUAAGUUUAAGCUACAAAUUAUUAUGUAGUAUAUUUCUUCUCAAGAGGCAUAGUUUUGGAUACAGAACUAUCCACACAUGAAUAUGAAUAAUACGCAUGUACGAUUAUUACAAUUCUCGUUCAUAAAAUAAGUAAUUACACCUUUUUUUUCCAUUCCAUUUUGUUUGCGUGUGUUACAUUGAUAUAAAGUAGACAUAUCAUAUAGCUAAUAGAAUGUAAAAAAACGAAAGGAAAACACAACUUGAAUAUUGCGCUUUAUGCAUACGAACAGCUUCGUUUGAGCACUUAGAAUUUCAAAUAAAAAGUAUUACCUAGUUUUUCCUCUCGAUUGAAUUUUUAUCUGUUAAAAAAAUAAAAUCAUAUGAUAAGAAUGGUAUUGUGAAGUAUUGUGAAUAUUAAUAAUUACACAUAAUGAUUUAUUUUA
Messenger RNA from Athalia rosae (coleseed sawfly), 4926 nucleotides. RefSeq names its product repressor of RNA polymerase III transcription MAF1 homolog (gene Maf1). Bases 1311 to 2009 code for a protein of 232 amino acids. Gene Ontology annotation, cellular component: nucleus. Gene Ontology annotation, molecular function: RNA polymerase III core binding. The transcript has 5 exons. Gene Ontology annotation, biological process: negative regulation of transcription by RNA polymerase III. Lineage: Eukaryota; Metazoa; Arthropoda; Insecta; Hymenoptera; Athaliidae. The record is from RefSeq and is a predicted model, not a curated record.